Messenger RNA from Tarenaya hassleriana, 955 nucleotides. RefSeq names its product lamin-like protein. Bases 124 to 642 code for a protein of 172 amino acids. Gene Ontology annotation, cellular component: plasma membrane. Lineage: Eukaryota; Viridiplantae; Streptophyta; Magnoliopsida; Brassicales; Cleomaceae. The record is from RefSeq and is a predicted model, not a curated record. The transcript is spliced from 3 exons. Gene Ontology annotation, molecular function: electron transfer activity.
UUAAUGCGACAAUAAAUCAUAAGAUAUGUAAAAACUAUAGAUCUAGAAGUUUGUAUUUUUUUUUAAAAAAAGAAAAAGAUUGCCCAAAAAUCGGCUGUAUCCUUUUUCCACCGAGAGAGAGAGAUGGCGAGAUUUGCGGUAGUGGCUGCGGCGGCGGUUCUGGUCGUUCUGGCGGUGGCUCCGGUGCCGGAGGUGGCGGCGAAGAAGUGGACUGUCGGCGACAACAAGUUCUGGAACCCUAACGUUAACUACACUAUCUGGGCUCAGGGCAAACACUUUUACCUCGACGACUGGCUCUACUUUGUCUACGACAGAAACCAACACAGCGUCCUGGAAGUGAACAAGACAGACUACGAGAACUGCAUCUCCGACCACCCACUUCGCAACUGGACACGUGGAGCCGGGCGGGAUGUUGUCCCUCUCAACGUUACCCGCCAUUUCUAUUUCCUUAGCGGUAACGGCUUUUGCUUCAGCGGCAUGAAGCUCGCAGUCAAAGUCGAGAAGCUGCCUCCUCCUCCAAAGGCUUCCCCCGUCAAGAACGGUGGAAAAUCCUCCAUUGUUGCAGGCUUAGUGGCUCAGCUCGUUCUUCCGGUGAUUGGUUUGGCAUUUGGCGCAAUGUGGAAUGAGAACCUGUGGCUUUAAGAAGGUGAAGAAACCGAACUGAACCCAUCUGGACGGUCGAAGAUCUUCUUCAAGCCCUUUGAUUUCUUGCGCAAGAAUCAAACCGUUCCUGUUUAAUUCUGUCCCAAGUUUAUGAAUUUCCCAUUCUUUCAGGCAAAAAUCAUUUUGUUAGGAAUUGAGUUCUUGUAACGUUGUAGCUCUCAGUUCUGUUGUGGUGCCAUCUUUUCUCUUCUGUCUUGUUGGGUGUUGUCUCUGUAUGUCUUUUUUGAGAUUGUUUGUAUCUUCUUUUAUUUAAUUAAACCACUUGAAAGUGGAGUGCAUUGGUUUUACUUUA